AAAAAAAUAAUAAUAAUGUAAAACGCUAAAUCUUCUUUUCACUGCUGUUCAGUCGGAUGUCUUCCUCCAAAUUGUUUAUUUAACUGCUAGUCGGAAAGAAAUGUAUUUCCGCAUAUCGACGGUCGUUUUAAUGUGUUGUUAUGGCAACGAAUCCACCUCCCGUGUGUUGUGGACUGUAGCAAACAUACAGCCCAGCUGCCAAGAGUUCGAGUUGAUUAACCUGUCACAUUUUUUUUUUAGGCACCUGUAAAUUAUACAGCUAUCGUCGCAUCCAUGGCCCAUUACAGAGCCUCUGAAUCUAAGCGAGAGCAAUUUAGAAGAUAUCUUGAAAAAUCUGGGGUCCUUGACACUAUAACAAGCGUUUUAGUGGCACUUUAUGAAGAGACUGACAAACCUAACAAUGCACUGGAUUUCAUAAAGCUUCACCUCGGUGCGGCCGGUCCAGAGCCAGCAGACGCUGAGGCUCUUCGCAUGGAGCUGGCUGAUCUACAACAGAAAUGCAACCUGCUCAUGGAGGAGAACAAAGAGCUGAGAAACAGGCUGAUGCAGUAUGAACCGUCGCCUGAAGAUGGAGCAGCACAGUAGAAACAAGGGGUUUUGUCUUUGCUUUCUGGGCUAAAAAAACGUUAAACAAUUGCAUUUUUUUGAAGAAUAUGUACAUGUUUAUUACAUAAUAAUAAUAAUAAUAAUAAUAAUGGAUGUACAGUGAACACAAAAUCGCUGUUAUUUUUUUUGUUAUAUAACAAGAAGCAACUUUUUGCUGUCAUAAGUAAAAAUCUUUUUUCAGCAUUUGGCAUUCGUUAUUCUCUUGAUGUCCUAAAUUGACAGUUGUUCUGUUUCCAACUAAAUAAUUCUGCUUACAUACUCAGCCCCUCAUCUAAAAUAAAUACAUUAAAAUUA
Messenger RNA from Siniperca chuatsi (mandarin fish), 900 nucleotides. Its product is annotated as MYC binding protein. The transcript has 5 exons. NCBI's taxonomy places the organism in Eukaryota, Metazoa, Chordata, Actinopteri, Centrarchiformes, Sinipercidae. Bases 274 to 585 code for a protein of 103 amino acids. Gene Ontology annotation, biological process: regulation of DNA-templated transcription. Gene Ontology annotation, molecular function: transcription coactivator activity. Gene Ontology annotation, cellular component: nucleus. The record is from RefSeq and is a predicted model, not a curated record.